This is a messenger RNA of Acanthopagrus latus (yellowfin seabream), 2248 nucleotides long. RefSeq names its product kinesin family member 22 (gene kif22). The transcript has 13 exons. Lineage: Eukaryota; Metazoa; Chordata; Actinopteri; Spariformes; Sparidae. Gene Ontology annotation, molecular function: ATP binding; microtubule motor activity; microtubule binding. Gene Ontology annotation, biological process: mitotic spindle organization; microtubule-based movement. Bases 184 to 2061 code for a protein of 625 amino acids. The record is from RefSeq and is a predicted model, not a curated record.
CCGCUUCCGGUUGCUGCGCUCCUCAUUUGAAAACUUCGGUUAGUUGCUCAGGGGGGCUCGAUGAUCGCCAUUGUUAAAAGACGGUGCUCGCAAUGUUGCUAAAAGUUCAACUUGGAGAGUAACGAGGGUUUGUUCAAGGAACGCGCUACUAAUAUCGGCCCUUUUGUUUUUAACAGCUCAACCAUGGCUCAGCGUGUGGCACAGUCAGAUGGAGGAAACAAGAAGGCUACCAGGGUUCGGGUAGCGGUUCGUCUGCGACCCUAUAUGAGCAAACCCGAUGAGAAAGACGAGGGACCAUGUGUGAGAGGCCUGGACUCACAGAACCUGGAGAUAGUCAACUGGAGGAACGCCACAGAAACAGUCAAAUACCACUUUGAUGCUUUUCAUGGUGAGCAAACAACCCAGCAAGAGGUUUUCCUCUCAUCAGUGAAGCCUAUACUGCCACACAUACUGAAGGGACAAAAUGCCAGUGUCUUUGCCUAUGGACCAACGGGAGCUGGUAAAACCCAUACCAUGAUGGGCAGUUCAGAGCAGCCAGGUGUGAUCCCCAGAGCUGUCAGAGAAGUCUUUAAUCUGGUCAAAGCUGAAGAUGAAGGAUGGGACUACAGCAUUGGCAUGUCUUAUUUGGAAAUUUACAACGAGAAGGUGCUCGACCUUUUAUCGCCAAACUCCCAGGAUUUGCCGAUCAGAGAGGACAGGGACAAAAACAUCCUCAUCCCUGGACUCACUCAUAUGACCAUCUCCUCCUUCUCAGACUUUGACAAACACUUUGUCCCCGCCAGCCUCAAUCGUACAACAGCAUCGACCAAACUGAACCAGCGCUCCAGCCGCAGCCACGCUGUCCUCCUCAUCAAGGUUGUUCGGACUCAGCGCAUCUUGCCCCACAGACAGCAGACAGGCAAACUUUACUUGGUAGACCUGGCCGGGUCUGAGGACAACCGGCGCACUGGCAACCAGGGCAUCCGUCUGAAGGAGAGCGGUGCCAUCAACCUGUCUCUCUUCACACUCAGCAAAGUUGUGGACUCUCUGAACUCUGGCACUGCCGUCCGCGUGCCGUACAGAGACAGUAAACUAACACGGCUGCUGCAGGACUCUCUGGGCGGAUCAGCACACUCUGUCAUGAUCACCAAUAUUGCGCCUGAGUACAAAUACUAUUUCGAUACCUUUAGCGCACUCAACUUUGCUGCCAAAUCCAAGCUCAUUGUGAACAAGCCCUUCACUCGAGAAACUAUGGCUGUGCCUACACUACCAGUGAAGCGGGGCAGAGACGAGCAUGAGGCGCAGGGUUCUGGCACUCAGCCACAGAAGAAGAGGCAGAAAGAAGAGAGGAAGACUGAACAAGACGGCUCCUCACCCUCCUCACAUAUUCACAGCCCUUCAGAACCAUCGGUGAUGGACAGACUAAUAGCUCUGGAGAAGCUGAUGAUGAGCUGCCAGGAGAAAGAUAGACUUGGCAUGCUGAAAGAUGUGGCUCAGUCUCGCAAGGAGAUCCAGGAGCUCAAAGAAAAGCAGAAAGAGUUUGAGAGCAAGGCCAUGCUGUUUAGUCGCUUGGGUGGAGAAAAGUCCAGUGCCAAACAAGAGCCUGCCUUUAAGAACAACAUAGCUCCUCUACAAAGAAAACAGUUAACUGCAUCAAAACCCAAUAAGCAGCAGGCUGUGGUCCAACCCCUCCAAGUGUCGCAGCUCCAGCCUCUUCAGCAGCUUGCAGUGGUCAAGAAACAGUCCGUCUGCGUCAAGAGAAAGGAGAGGAAGCUUUCAGACCAGGUUGAGCCUCCAGACGGUAAAGAGAAUAUCAUGGACAGUGGCUGGGAGUCCCAAGUAGACAACUCGAUGCUGGAGCAGUCCAGACAGAAAAUCUUGCAGGUUCUGAACACCGGCUCCCUAAAAGAGCUGAAGGGUCUGCAGCAGAUUGGCGACAAGAAAGCGAAGCUCAUCCUGGGCUGGAGGGAGAUCCACGGUCACUUCACAAAGUUGGAGGAUCUGGGAAAAGUUGAGGGCAUGACGGAGAAGAGAUUUUCCACCUUCAUGAAGGCGAACAUCCUGAGUGCCAUGGGGAAAUGAUUCUUUUAUUGUAUUUUUUUUAUUAUAUAUUUUUUAUCAUUGCCAUGUCUAAUGUAUAUAAUUUCUAUCUCAGAAGCUUUUUGUUUGUCUUUUAAUGCUAUGCUUUGGUUUUAUGAUAUUUUUGUAGUUACCACUGUGUUCCCGCUGGUGGCGCACUACUGCUUUUUAAUAAACCUUUCACAUGUCA